CCCUGUCGGUCUUUCACAUGAAAACACGCACCCUAACAUGCAACCCGGACACGCAACACGCACAGAGCAGAUGCAGCAAACAGGUGGAUAUGCAAUGCGCUGCGAACGACGGCAACAUACGAGCAGACACACAACGUCGCACACACGCCACCCCAGCAACCUGAAGGCGGCGUGUGUGCGUGCGUUGUGCACCAUGACUCCAUACGUACAUACCGCCCAUCCCCAGGUGGCCCGCCAGUGCAGAUCGCCCAGUCACACACAGACACGCCCUUAUAACAACCACGCACGGGGUGCUGGGAGUGUAUGAGAGCGCACCGCCGCCCCAGUCUCCACGGCGGAGAGGGGCAGCAGGCGGCUGACCCGUAGACACCCUCAGGGCACACCCAUACACACAUCACCGCUGGGAAAGGCAGAAGGGCGGCAAGACACACACACAGACCACGCCCAUACCCAUGCUCACACCCCUACAGACACACACCCCCGCAGGCACAUGCACACCCACACGCAGGAAUACCAAUACCUCACGCAUACCCACGCCCAGACCCACUCACACGCCCACACACACACACACACACACACACACACACAAGUACAGGGAAGGCACAGUGUGGCGAGGAAAAGACCUAGUGGGGUGAAUAGGGGCCCCUCCACCAGACCUCGUCUCUGGGGAAGGGGCGGAUGAAUGGUGUGGCGGCCUCACUCUUGCCGCACUCCGUAAGAGCACACUCACGCCUGACUGCACACGACAAGAGGACCCACCAUCGGGCCACGACACGGCCCGUCGAGAAAUCCCUGUCAUCCCUGUAGUGAGCUUCCUUCACUGCCUUGCCUAGCUUGUGCAAAAAGGUCUCCAUGGUCGGAGACCAGCGUCCGUACGACUCGAAGGCCAAAGGCAAAAACGUGUACCCUCCCCGCGCACAGGCGACCGCAUACACGUCCCUCUUGCGCUUCUCGGCCACGCGAAGGGCCGAGCCAGGCCGCUGGUUGGUGAGAUUCCUGGGCUCGCCUGGGCGGUCGGCGUGGGUGGGGUGAGUGCCGGUGACGUCAGCCAUGAUCUUGGAGCCGUCAUGCUGAGUGAUCACCAGGUCCAUCCGCUGUUUGUCGGUCGUUUGCGGGAGUGGGCACUGGUGGUCACGCAGCAGCUGCUCGGUCUUCACGCUAGGGCAUCGGGCCUCCUUGCAGAUGCGAUAAACGGUCGCUUGGACGGUGUUGUGUCGGUUGGUGAGGUAGCCACGAUUGGGGCACUUGAGCAUGUGGUCGCCAAGGGGGUCGCAGGGCUUCGUGCACGCCCCACACGUCGCCGGCCCCUUCGCCAGGCCGAGCUGGAACUGCACGUUCCACACGAAGGCGUCUUCUCCUUUGCGCUGUGCGAGCUCUAGAUUCUCCGCUUUAGGGUGCAUCAGUUUAUGCAUGUUGAUAGGGUCAUCAGUUUAACGCACGUCGGGUACAAACAAACGUGAAGCACGAAGCUUCUUGACGCAUUGGCGUGUCUGUAGUAGUACAAGCAACACGACCGGGGCCACUCAUCUUCUUUUCCUGCUGUACGAUCGUGAUCGAACGUUUUGUCAGCCGCACGUGUUGUUUCGAAAGACGCAUUGAUACACGCCCAAUUUGCGGAGGAUUCACGCAGCCCUACACUGUAGGGUCGGUCGCGGCGGAGGCGUUUCUCUUCCUUCGACAAGUCGAGGGCCAGCUUGUCAGCUUCCUUGACGCUUUCGUUGCGCUCAACAUCUGGGGACAUGAGCUUCGAACAUCACGAUCGUGCGUUUCAAGACGUCCAUGGGUACAGGCCACACGCCGAGAUCUUGAUCCAGCGGCGUGCAGACGGGCAACUUCUCUAUUGUCUGGCCACCGACUACGAUACUAUUGUCACGCGAGAGUCGGUGGCCAUCUUGAGGGAGCGCGGGGGAGGCCCUGUGGAUGGCGCACAUAUGGGCCUCGCUCUGAGAAGCCGUGUGUCGUUCGCAAUGCAGUCGAAGAAGCAGUCGUU
Vitrella brassicaformis is the source of this 1990-nucleotide messenger RNA. The record is from the annotation of a GenBank genome assembly. NCBI's taxonomy places the organism in Eukaryota, Vitrellaceae.